AUGCCUGGCUUUGUUGGCAGAUUAAGCGAAAUUACACCUACAAUCAUCUUGUUUGGUAUCAUUCUCCUUAACGGCUACCAUCAUCUCGAUCAUCUGCUCGUUACCAAUUUCGUUGGGGGCAUCUAUCUCGCCUUUAUCAAUCGAGGGUCAGCCCGUAGCGGUUGUGUUCCUGGUGGCAACAACGACCUCUAG
Molecule: messenger RNA, 192 nt
Organism: Penicillium concentricum
Lineage: Eukaryota; Fungi; Ascomycota; Eurotiomycetes; Eurotiales; Aspergillaceae
Exons: 1
Coding region: 1-192 (63 amino acids)
Source: RefSeq, a predicted model, not a curated record